GUCUAUACUCGAAAUGGCGUCGUUAUGACAAUGACUUAUUCUACAACCGUCUGAACGCUAACAAUAAUUGUGUCCUUAUUUUAUAUUAUUAUAUUUAAAAUGUUUCGUACAUCGUACGAGCUGAGUAGCAGAACUGUGAUCGAUUCGGGGAAUCCGUCGUACGACCCCGACCAGGUGUACGACUGUGAUAUGUGUUCUGACGGCGGGUGGUGCAGCGAAACCGAAGUGGAAAUACAUAAGAAUAACAAACACAGCAGGGAACGUGACGCUAUUAUAACAGACGAGACGAAACACGCUUGCAAGAUCUGUGUCAUACCUCACAAAAACGAAGAGGAAUUACUGAAGCAUAUAAAAUCACAACAUCUGCUGAGCUUCGAGGACGCUUACAGAGUCGAGCGAGACAUUUUCAUAUGCAAUCAUUGCUCCCAAAUAUUCUUCAACAAACAUCAACUGGCCGUUCAUAUAAGUUACUGUCACAUCGACAAAGAGAACGGCGUAGUGACCUGCCCGCGGUGCUUUAAAAGCAUACGGAUCAAAUCUAUAUGGAUCCACUACGAGAAACACAACAUACAAAGCGUGUCGUCCUGCAAGAUUUGUUUGGACAAAUGUAAAAAUAGGGAACAUCUGAGGGAGCAUAUAAAAUCACACCUUCCAUACUAUAAGUGUGAGAUGUGCGGGUACAUGGCGAAAAAACACGACCUGUUCCAGCAGCACAUAAACUCGUUGCACAAAGACGACGACGUGGUGGCUAAGGAGGGUAGAUAUAAAAAAUAUUUUGCGCCCCAAGUCCUGCAUUGGAGCAGGAAGUUACAGGGGAUAUCCGCGUUCAGAGGUCUCUACCUGCAGGAUUAUAUACGUGUCUGUGUGCUCUGUAGGGAAAUAUGCACCAGCGCGGAGUCCAUGAAGCAUCACAUACUGGUCGAACACAAUAAGUAUAAAAUAUCGAAGACAGUGUUUGUUUGCAGCUGCGGUGAGAGUUUCACGAACAAGGUGCUUUUCAAACACCAUCUGUUCAAAACGAAAGAUCACAGCGAAGUGGGCGGUAGGUGAAUAAAAGUUUUUUUUUUUUUUUGGACAACUAGACAUUUACAUGCUGUGUAUUUUAUCGUAAAUUCAAACAUAAUUAUGUUAAAUAAAAAUCAAUCGAUUAGUUUUUUGUAUGGACGCCAGAAAAAUUCGAUCCGUUUGCAGUUUUUGAAAUUAAACAUUUUUUCAAACUUCAUAGUCCUCAAAUUGAGACUUUAAUGGAAAUUUUUUUUUGGUUUUUGUUUAAUAUAAUGUCAAAUAAGUAUUUUGUGACUGUCGUCUCAGCACAAUCGGAUGCCUGAUAUAUAAUCAAAGAAUUAAUAAAUAUAUAACAUAUUUAAAUAAA
Danaus plexippus (monarch butterfly) is the source of this 1372-nucleotide messenger RNA. RefSeq names its product zinc finger Y-chromosomal protein 2-like. Gene Ontology annotation, cellular component: chromosome. Gene Ontology annotation, molecular function: chromatin insulator sequence binding. The transcript has 2 exons. Bases 100 to 1050 code for a protein of 316 amino acids. The record is from RefSeq and is a predicted model, not a curated record. NCBI's taxonomy places the organism in Eukaryota, Metazoa, Arthropoda, Insecta, Lepidoptera, Nymphalidae. Gene Ontology annotation, biological process: regulation of transcription by RNA polymerase II.